CCCAUCUACACAAUGGACCACGAUGACUGCAUACCGGAUACUUUCAGUACGGAUCGCCUCUGGAAGCCUUCUCGGCUCUUCUUAGAUCCAUCUUCAUACGAAUCCUUGCUAUUCGCGCCAUUGCAGCUUGACAUUCCCUCAAUCAAGUUCGACCACCCCUAUGCCCCGAAGGAGCCACUUGAUCGCGACUUGCGCCUGCCAGACCUGGACGCGUUUGAGUUCGGACCCCUCCCAGAACUAGAAAGUCUUGACCAGGCCUCCUUUUCCACUGAUGCCCCGCCAACUGAGCCGGAGGAUGAUAUUUGGGAAAUCGCAAUAGAACUUGGCCCUGCGGACAAGGACUCUCAGUUUUUUACUUGGGAAGCCUUUGAGAAUGAAAAGCAUCAAGAGCGCUACACACCGUAUAUCUCUGAAUCCGGUCCCGAGGCCUAUGAUGCCGCGCUCCUAUCGGAGACCAAUGACAAUGAGGAUGCCGUAACCGGACGGAUUCUUCGGGGAGAUACUCUCCUACACUCUUUAUGGAAUUUGGGGCUUGGUCGCUCUUCCCUCUUGUUCAAUUUCAACCGAAAACUGCGGACAUUUGUCCCGGCCAUUCACGAUGGACGGGCAUCGGGGACUAGUCUUGAGUCCGCCCAAAGCCUCAUAAACCAAUUCAUAUUGACUGGAAAUACCUUUCUUUACCUGCGUUCCUUCGUCGCGCGCACCUUCGCAUCUGCCACUUCCAUUCCUGCGCGGGUCGCUCUUGCUACCUGCGUCUCAACCAUCCUCUCCACUUUCGAGGACCACCUCGGGCGACAUUCGCAGAAUAUCCGGUCCCUGCUCCAGCUCCAGCGGCUUUUUUCUAAGUCUCGAGAGGUUUUGGUGUAUGUUGCUCGCCUUGUCGAUGCUGUAAAGCAUGCCAAAACCAACGAGCACCUUUCAUCCAUCAUCCAUCAUCGCGUACUAGAGAUUGAAGAUGGUGAUAGAGACCUCCGGCGACUCGCAACCCAGAUCCUGCUCCGCGUCGCAGCACCUAGCUUGGAAAUUAUUGGCGAGUGGAUUGGAAUUCGAAAAGAAGACGAAACCGUGCCAGUGACAAGAAGAGGCGCUUUCGUUUUUGACGACAGCCCUGAAGGGAAUGCCUCUUCGGAAUGCACAUAUUAUCCCGAGAUGAUGCCGCGGUUCGUUUCUCCGGAAGACGGUAACGUGAUAUUUGAAACGGGCAACAGCUUGCGCUUCUUGAAGCUGCAUCAUCCGGAGCAUCCUCUGGCCUGCGUGGAGAAAUUUGGGAUUCAUCCUCCUCAAUUGGAGUGGAGGUUCGCAUGGGAAGACAUCGAGGCAGUUUCUACGAAGGCAAAAAUCUAUGAAGAAGAUCUCCGGAGAGCCAUCCAAGAUUUUAGUGGAGGAACAGCGAGGGAAUUACAAGGCACCCGACAACCCCACGCUAGUUCUGCUUCCAACACCUCCAUAGAAAACACGACCCCGACAGAUAUCGCGAAAUAUAUCGAAGAAAUGGUCCAACUGUUCGAUCAAGCUCCCAAACAUUCUUCUGAUACCCUUCCAGAUGAGCUCCAACUCCUCAUCGAACACAUAGUAUCCGACGGAUCUACCACUGAGCCUUCAAGGUUGUCAUCCUUCUCUCCCCCUUUAUCUCUGACUUCCACGCUAUCCUUCAAUCCUCUCCUUGCUGCGCAAGCAAAACUUGUCAACGCAACGACGCUCCGCCUCUUCUUCCGAUCGCACCGCCUUCGCUUACAUCUUUCCCUCCAACGGCAAUACCAUCUUCUCGGCGACGGCGUUUUCUCUUCUCGUCUCGCCUCCGCGCUUUUCGACCCGGAACGCGAAACUGCUGCUCGACGCAAUGGAAUUAUCCGCAGCGGCGUAGACAUGGGUCUCCAGCUUGGUGCGAGGAGCGAUUGGCCGCCUGCCAGUUCGGAGCUGAGGCUUGCUCUAACAGGCGUCUUGAGCGAGAGCUACUACGAGUCUGCACUAUAUUUUUCCACCCAAGCCACAACAUGUGGUGAAGUGCGCACAAGAGCAGAGAAAGACGAACUCCCCGGUCAACUCAACUUCGCCAUCCGAACACUCACGGACCUGGAAAUGGAGAAAUGCAAGGAUCCAGAUUCCCUCUAUGCUCUGGAUUUCUUGCGUUUGCAGUAUGUUCCGCCAAGCCCACUGAACCUUAUCAUCACGAACCGCACGCUCGAGAAGUACGACGAUAUCUUCAAAUUUCUGCUUAGACUCUUGCGAAUGCUGUUCGUGGUCUCGCAUCUCCCGCGUCAGUACCCAGAUACCGAGUCCCGCUUUUUCAGGAUGGAAGCGCAUCACUUUAUCACGGCGAUUUCUUCAUAUAUCUUUCAGACCGGCAUCGCUGAGCAUUGGCAUAACUUCGAGACGUUUAUAACGACUGUCGAGACACAGCUACAAGAAGAAGAUUCUGCCAGCGAACUCGGCACCCGCGUAAAAGAAGGCUUAGAAUCCCUGAAAUCCGCACACGAACAAUGCCUCGAGGGCAUUAUGUUCUCGUUGCUUCUCCGGCGCCGACAGAAACGCGUUAUGCUGCUGCUUGAAGAGAUCUUCGACCACAUUCUCCUUUUUGCGAAAUGGCAGAACCAGAACCAGCGAGGAGAAAUCGAAGAGGGGAGAGAGAGCGUGAAAGACCUCUACGCCAAACUCCGCGGUAAAAUCAAAGUCUACAUUAGCGUGAUCAAAGGCUUAGUAGGCAAGAAAGGGUACGGAAAGGGGCGAGGUAGUAGCGAGGAGAAUAGUCUAGAGAGGUUGGGUGUGUUGUUAGAGAUGAAUGGCUAUUAUGGUAGAGGUUCUUGA
Lindgomyces ingoldianus is the source of this 2805-nucleotide messenger RNA. RefSeq lists its product as uncharacterized. Gene Ontology annotation, biological process: meiotic cell cycle; microtubule nucleation; mitotic cell cycle. Lineage: Eukaryota; Fungi; Ascomycota; Dothideomycetes; Pleosporales; Lindgomycetaceae. Gene Ontology annotation, cellular component: gamma-tubulin complex; spindle pole; equatorial microtubule organizing center. The transcript has 2 exons. The coding region runs from base 13 to 2805 and encodes 930 amino acids. The record is from RefSeq and is a predicted model, not a curated record. Gene Ontology annotation, molecular function: microtubule minus-end binding; gamma-tubulin binding.